CAACCAUAUAUUAUCCUCAACAAAACUGCAAGCUUGCCAUCACCAUCCAAUGAUAUUCGCAUGUUCAAAACCAUUCUUCUCUUUUUCUAUGUGGCGCCCUGCUAGUGAAAAGCCACGAACCAAGUAACUCUCAACAGCAAGAUGGGAAGCACCUCCUUCUGCUUGCUCCACUCAUCCCUUUGCAAAUUCCCAUCUUCAUCUUCAUCUUUUUCAUCUUCAUCUGGAUACAGACCAAAGACCAAGUUGCGAGCUCCUACGUCCUCCUGCUUGGGCCAGCAAGACCCAGUCUGCAGCAAAAGAACCAUUCUUUUAACCAGCAUAGCCCUUCUUCCAUUUCGCCGUUUGAAGAGGGCCCCAGCUCUAGAACCACCGGCCGUAACUCCAACUGAAGAAAAUGAGGUGAAGACACAAGAGGAUAACCAGGAAGCUGAGACAGCACCUGAAGUGGAAACACCAUCAAAUUCCUUUCUGUCUCUCCUGAAUGGAAUUGGAAUAUUUUCUUCUGGUGUGCUGGGUGCUCUCUAUACACUUUCUCAGAAAGAAAAGGCUGCUGCUGAUGCAACAAUAGAAACAAUGAGCUGGAAACUGAAGAAAAAGGAAGAACUGAUUGUUUCCUUAAAGAAGGACUAUGAGCUGAAGUUACUGAAUAAGCAGGAGGAACAAGCCAACCUACUUGAAAAGGCAAAGGAAGAGAAGCAAGCAUUGAUGGAACAACUAAAUUCUGCGAUCAGUACAAUCAACCACUUGGGGAAGGAGCUUAAAAAUGAGAGAAUUUUGGUUGAGGACCUGAAACUUCAAAUUGACAGACUUGAGACUGAGCUUUCAAAGAUUGAUACAGAUAAGAAAGAUCUUGAAACCAAUUUGAAAGAAAAGAUAGAUUUCAUUGGAGUUUUACAGGAAAGAAUCAAUCUUCUCAGUGAGGACCUCAAAGACAAAGAAGAUGUUGUUAAGAAUCUCAAUUCAUCUCUAGCAGUAAAGGAGUUGGAAUUGAAGAGAUUGAAUUCUACCUAUGAGAAAACCAAGGAUGACUUAUCCAGUGUACAAUUGCAGAUUCAAGGGUUGAAAGAUGAACUACUUAAAAGCCAACAGGAACUAGAAGCUAAAGAUUCCUUGGUGAUGGAACUAAAUUCAAGAUUGAGUUCCUUAACUCAUGAGAAUGAUGAUUUUAGGAGUAAAUAUGAUGUCAUGGAGAAGGAAUACAAUGACCUAAAACUCACUACUGAAAGAAAGGCUGCUUUGGACUCUAGGGUUUUAAGUGAAAAAGAAGAGGAGCUUCUUCAGCUAAAGCAUCAAUUUGAACUUGCCCUGCGUGAAUCAAGCCAAAACCUGCUCAUCAAUGCUGAUUUAUCCCGGGAAAGAGAUUUGUUGAAGGAGGCUCUUGAGAAUAAAUCUGGUAAAGUGAAUCAUUUGAAGCAUGAACUUCAAGACACCCAGGGAAAUCUUGAAAAAUCAAGAAAUGAGUCUGCUGAAUUGGAAAACCUUUUAAGUGAGUCAAACAAACUGCGCAAUGACCUUGUGGUUGAGGUGUCUAAGCUUUCAUCUGAGCUCACUGAAGUUAAAGGAUCACUACAGAGAAGUCUUGAUAAUGCAAAACAUGAGGCAGAGAUGCUAGCAAGUGAGGUUACAACUGCAAAGGAACAUUUGAAGAAAACCGAAGCAGAGCUACAAGGUAAGUCCCAUGAUUUAACAAUUGCUCUUGAAAAGUGUGAUAGCCUACAAAAAGAAUUAAUUGAGAUAUACAAAAAGGCUGAGACCACAGCAGAGAAUUUAAAGGAAGAAAAACAGUUAGUUGAUUCUUUGAAAAAAGAUAUACAAACUUUAGAGAAGCAAAUCUCAGAAGACAAGGAGUCCCGAAAAUCUCUUGAGACGAACUUGAAGGAGGCUGUCAAAUCACUUGAUGAAAUGAACCGAAAUGCAACGAUCCUUUCUAGUGAACUACAGAGAACCAACUCUCUUAUUUCUAGCCUUGAAAAAGAGAAAGAGGUGCUUAUGAAUUCCCUAGCAGACCAAAGAAAUGCAAGCAAAGAGGCCAAGGAAAACAUUGAAGAUGCUCAUAACCUCAUCAUGAAACUCGGCAAUGAAAGAGAGAAUUUAGAGAGAAAAGGGAAGAAAUUGGAGGAGGAUUUGGCUUCUGCCAAGGGUGAGAUAUUGCGCUUAAAGAGCCGAAUCAGCUCUUCUAAAGUUGCUGUUAACAAUGAGAAAGUGCGGAAAGAUGAAAGUGAAGGCAAGGUCAAUUCUUCAAAAGUUACUGUUAACAAUGAGCAAGUGCAGAAAAAUGAAGGGGUCAAUUCUUCAAAAGUUGCUGUUGACAACGAGCAAGUGCAGAAAAAUGGAGGUGAAAGCAAGGUUACUGUAACUGCGAGGAAGACUGUGAGAAGAAGAAAAGCUAAUCCACAAUAACAUAGGAAAAUUUUAGUGAGUUUUCAAUAAAAAAUUGCUGUUAGAAUAUUCUGUAAUAAACUAUUUCGAAGCCAAUUGAUCUUGAACUCUAUUCACUUUGGCAUGCAAGAAAUUCCAUUUUGUAGUUGUAUUGUACAAA
Molecule: messenger RNA, 2539 nt
Organism: Vigna angularis (adzuki bean)
Lineage: Eukaryota; Viridiplantae; Streptophyta; Magnoliopsida; Fabales; Fabaceae
Product: MAR-binding filament-like protein 1-1
Exons: 4
Coding region: 142-2400 (752 amino acids)
Biological process (GO): mitotic chromosome condensation
Cellular component (GO): condensin complex; chromatin; condensed chromosome
Molecular function (GO): chromatin binding
Source: RefSeq, a predicted model, not a curated record